ACCGAACUGAUCCCACGUGUGACGGAGCGCUGCAUUCCCGGUUUGCUGACACUGUAGCUCCGCUCCAUCUGCCGACCUACCGUCUGUGUGUAUCCGUUAGUCACUGCCUGUAGCUGGGUCAGAUAUGGAAGGAGACGGAAGCCAAGCCACGUCUGGAAACCCGACUGAUCCGCAACACGACCCGGGGAAAAUGUUUAUCGGUGGCCUCAGCUGGCAAACUUCACCAGACAGCCUUAGAGAUUAUUUUAGUAAAUUCGGGGAAAUCCGAGAAUGUAUGGUGAUGAGAGACCCAACGACGAAACGUUCCAGGGGCUUUGGCUUCAUCACUUUUGCAGAUGCUGCCAGCGUAGAUAAAGUCUUAGCACAGCCGCACCACGAGUUAGACUCUAAAAUGAUUGACCCCAAAGUUGCCUUUCCUAGACGUGCUCAGCCCAAGAUGGUCACAAGAACAAAGAAAAUAUUUGUAGGAGGAUUAUCAGCCAACACAGUAAUUGAAGAUGUGAAGCAAUAUUUUGAACAGUUUGGCAAGGUAGAAGAUGCCAUGCUAAUGUUUGACAAAACCACCAACCGACAUAGAGGUUUUGGCUUUGUAACAUUUGAAAUUGAGGAUGUGGUGGAAAAAGUCUGCGAGAUCCAUUUUCAUGAAAUCAAUAAUAAAAUGGUAGAAUGCAAAAAGGCCCAGCCCAAGGAAGUGAUGUUUCCUCCAGGGACACGAGGUCGGGCCAGGGGCCUACAAUACACAAUGGAUGCCUUCAUGCUGGGUAUGGGCAUGCUGAGUUAUCCUAACAUUGUAGCAACAUACGGCAGAGGCUACACUGGUUUUGCCCCAAGCUAUAGUUACCAGUUCCCAGGCUUCCCAGCAACGGCAUACGGACCGGUGGCAGCAGCGGCAGUAGCAGCAGUUCGCGGCUCAGGUAGGGGGACCCGUGGAAGAGGCAGCGGCUACACGGCAUACGGGCAGAACGCAGGGGCAGGGUUCCCUGAUUAUGGGUUGUAUUCCGGGGCCAGCGGUGACAUGCGGGGAGGAGCGCCCUACUCCCUGGCCGACUAUGGCUCCCUGGGCACCCAGGCGGCUGCUCAAAUCCUGCCCAGUGAGCAUGCCAGCUCGGCCUGCAACUCUCCCACCUCCCUCCAGCACCAUCUGCACAGCCCGGACCCUUUUAAGAGCCCAGGAACCAACCCCACCCGGCCUGGAGCCUUUCCUGGUGCCAAUAGUCCCGGCCCUGUAGCUGACCUCUACGGAACCGCCAAUCAGGACUCUGCUGUAGGCAACUACAUCAAUGCCAACAGCCCUCAGCCGGGCUCUGGCUUCAGCCACAGCAUUGCUGUGAUGCCAUCCAGCACUAACCACUACAGCAUCCACACAGUGAGCCAGAGCGGAGGAGGCACCAGAUGAAGAACAGUUUGAAAGCAAAAGUCAAAAAUCAUCACAGAAAAAAAGAUGACAGUCCGUGAGUGGUGUAAAGCCUGACCUGCUAUGGAGAUCCCUCUAAAUGUAACUGGUGUCCUUUUGUAGAGAUUUGUUGGUUUAGAUUUUCUUUUCUUUUUUCUUUUUUUUUUUUUCAAUUUAUUUCCUUAAAUUGUGAUAUUUUUUUUUUUUGUCUUGGACUUAAAAUCAAUAAUGAGAAAUUAUUUUUCAGCAUUUAGUUUGGAUUAUUUUAUGUGUGCGUUUAUUUCUUUUGAUCCACACGUAAAAGAAGCAAUGUACAUGUCACUCACCUUUUUGUGUGUCUGCUGACACACUGUGGUUAUUUGUAUUUUUAUCUUUGAGUGAUUGAAAGAUAGUCAGACACAUAUAAAGACAUCUGAAGUGAACCAACAUAGCUCAGUGGAGACAGUUUUGGUUCACGUAUCAAAACAAUACAAUAUAAACCAAGAACACCUAGUAGCUUUGGCUCUUGCAAUGUGGUCACUAACUAUUUUUGGCAAUAAGAGGACUACAAUAUUUUCACGGUCCUGUUUUAUAAAUGUUUUAUUGUCUGGAGGGGGGAAAAAAAAUAGAAAAAGCUGUCCUUUUAGUUCUAUGUCAGACUGAAUUGUUUAACUGUAACUGUGUUCCAGUCAUAUAUCAGGCAUAAAGUGGUUUAGAGAGGGAAAGACAUAUUUUUUUGAUGGUUGAAUGGGCGACAAAGCCACAACACGCUGGAUGGGAGGACAUCAACUGUCUCACCAGAGUCCCAUCUAUUGCACAACGCCAGAGGAAAAGAUAACCCCAUGACAGAUCAUGCACUGCUGGUUCGCUCCGUACAUGCUAUUUGCUUUCCAACUGUGGCUAAUUUGAUACCAGCAUAUUUUGUCCAUGUGAUGAGUUAUAGUGGGCACAAUUAGACAAAGACGUCACAAACACCUGUGGAUCUGCACUCUGUGACACGCAGCUGAAAAGUUUGUCUCUUCUGCAUCACUGCGACUCUGGAGCUCUGUAGCACGAAAAAGAAAUCAAUCCAAAGCACACUUGAUAGUUUGGGAAGACUAGACGAAUCAGUUGUGUCCUCAUAUUUCACAAAGAUGUUUGAUAUACUGUAAUUGUCUUUACAUGUCUGGUGUCAAACAAAAGGCAAUAUUGCAAGUUUCAUUUUUUGGCAACUUGUGUUUCUUACAAGGAGGAAGACGUGCAGCAGAGGAGUGUUGCUUAUUACCUCAGUCCUAUGUGUUUUGUAAUGAUGACCAGAGAACUUAUUUGAGAAUGAAAAUUGAAAAAUAUGACAGGCUGACAAAGUGAAGUUGUUGCACUGUUAUCUGAGGUAAGGCUGAGAGCAGAUUUAAUUUGCACAUUAUUUGGUCAGUCUCUGAAGUGGACUCUUAUUGAAGAAGACUUUUAUUUAUAACUUAGUUUUGGUCAGCCUAACUUGAAACAUUUAUUUACUGUUUUUAAAUGUUGACAGUUGCCUGCAUACCACUGGUUGAUCCACCAUUACUGAAUACACAAAUUUUCAUACAAGCAUUAUGAAAAUAAAAAUGUAAAGAAAAAUAGGAAUGUUAUCUAUAAUUUAAUGUAAAUAGGAAUUUGCUAUAACUAAAGAAUCAGUCUUUCUUUAAAGUUUUGAAAUGGUUAAUGAAUUAUUAAAUGUAUGCUGUUUUAUUCCCUUCUGUGCUAAAACAGAUAUUU
Molecule: messenger RNA, 3106 nt
Organism: Epinephelus moara (kelp grouper)
Lineage: Eukaryota; Metazoa; Chordata; Actinopteri; Perciformes; Serranidae
Product: RNA-binding protein Musashi homolog 2-like
Exons: 14
Coding region: 125-1396 (423 amino acids)
Cellular component (GO): cytoplasm
Molecular function (GO): RNA binding
Source: RefSeq, a predicted model, not a curated record